Messenger RNA from Chionomys nivalis (European snow vole), 1036 nucleotides. RefSeq names its product PVR related immunoglobulin domain containing (gene Pvrig). The record is from RefSeq and is a predicted model, not a curated record. Gene Ontology annotation, biological process: negative regulation of T cell receptor signaling pathway. Bases 61 to 816 code for a protein of 251 amino acids. Gene Ontology annotation, cellular component: plasma membrane. NCBI's taxonomy places the organism in Eukaryota, Metazoa, Chordata, Mammalia, Rodentia, Cricetidae. The transcript has 5 exons. Gene Ontology annotation, molecular function: signaling receptor activity.
GACACUGUGAAAACCGUCUGCCAUGAGAACAGGAACAAACAGGCCCUCCCUGAAACAGAUAUGGCCCAGGUCCAGGCCCUGGUCCUAUUCUCAUCGCUGCUGACCCUCUGUGACUCUAAAGGGAGCCCCGUGGUGUGGGUGCGAGUCCAAAUAGAGGCCCCCAAACUCCCAUCCCUCUCCCUCUCAGUUCACUGUGGGGUCUUAGGAACCAAUGUCAUCUCUCUGGUAACCGUGAGUUGGGAAGGAUUUGUUGAUGCCCGAAUGACCAAACUAGCCGUGUUACAUCCAGAACUUGGCUCCCAAAAGUGGGCCCCUGCCUCCCAGGUCCGCUGGGAAACCUUAAAUAGCAUCUCUCUCACUCUGACCCUGGAACAAUCCAAGGCAAGAAACUUUCUGGCCAAUACCUCAUUCUGCUGUGAGUUCGUUACCUUCCCUCAGGGUUCCAGAGUUGCCUGUGGAGACCUGAAUAGCUCAGAUCCAGGACUCUCUACCCCAACUCCAGGCCCCAUUCUUCAAGGAGACCUGACCAGGAUCUUGGGAACCUUGGGGAUUCUCUUAUUUGGUUUCAUUUUUAUACUCUGUCUCCUGUGGCGGCAGAAGCGUUGGUGUUUCAGUAACUCUCAGCCAUACUCCACCAGCACCCAGGCACAGAUGCAAACGCAGCUUCCCUGGUUGGCCUCUGCGCGUGGCAGCUUCAUCUCCACUGAGAAUGGACUGUAUGCUCUGACCAGAGAAAAUCUUCCCCACCCUGUUCCUGACAUCCUUGGUGCCACCGACUGUCUGGAAUACAGUACCCUGUGCUCGGGAACCCAAUGACAGGCACCUUAGUCCCCUCCAAGCCUUUGGAAGAUCCUUUUGCUGAUGUCUUUAUCCUGGACACAGGCCUCUUCAUAAAUCUUGUUUUAUUUUUUGGCCUCUGAUAAGAGCACAUCCUGCUAGCUAGGAUGUGGUCAGUGUGUGCACAUAUAUGACCCAGGUGUGGGUGGAGGUUAUGGUAAAGGCCCAGUUACAUCCUGUCUUGUACAUAUUUCCAACC